AUGUCAGCCAAGAGGUUCAAUUCUUCAAUUACACCAGUGAGAACUUCACAAGCACCUCCACCCGCUGCUUCAUACUCCCAAGCUAUCAAAGUCAAUGGUUUCAUUUACGUCUCUGGCCAAAUUCCAUACACCCCCGAAAACAAGCCAUUACCACAAUCAGCAACAAUCCAAGACCAUGCAGAACAAGUUAUACAAAAUGUUGCCGCUAUAUUAGAAGCUUCCAACUCAUCAUUAAACCACAUUGUCAAGGCCAAUAUCUUUUUAACUGAUAUGGGGGCACAAUUUGGUGAGUUUAAUAAAGUUUAUGGGAAAUAUUUCUCUGAACAUAAGCCAGCUAGAUCGUGUGUUGCGGUUAAAGAGUUGCCAUUGGGAGUUCCUUUAGAAAUGGAAGUUAUUGCUGUUGAAAGAGACGAUACUAAAUUAUAG
Messenger RNA from Lodderomyces oxycetoniae, 426 nucleotides. RefSeq names its product isoleucine biosynthesis protein (gene MMD1). Gene Ontology annotation, molecular function: deaminase activity. The transcript has 3 exons. The record is from RefSeq and is a predicted model, not a curated record. Gene Ontology annotation, cellular component: mitochondrion; cytosol. Lineage: Eukaryota; Fungi; Ascomycota; Pichiomycetes; Serinales; Debaryomycetaceae. The coding region runs from base 1 to 426 and encodes 141 amino acids.